Sphenostylis stenocarpa is the source of this 1932-nucleotide messenger RNA. NCBI's taxonomy places the organism in Eukaryota, Viridiplantae, Streptophyta, Magnoliopsida, Fabales, Fabaceae. The record is from the annotation of a GenBank genome assembly.
AUGGAACGUUCUAGAUCUAAGAGAAACUACUACUAUGACCAAGACUAUGAUUCUGAGACUGUGGUCAGGACCAGGCCGCGAUAUAACAACCACUACAGCGCUGGCGCCGGCAACCACCGCCACCGUGGCGGCGGCGCCCGCCACGCGAAGGCGCAGGAGUCGCAGCUCAGCGUCACAACCAGCUACCGCAUUCUGUGCCACGAUAUGAAGGCAGGCGGUGUGAUAGGAAAGUCCGGCAGCAUUAUAAAGUCCAUAAGGCAGCACACCGGGGCGUGGAUCAACGUGCACGAGCUCAUGGCGGGGGAUGAGGAGCGGAUCAUCGAGAUUUCAGACACGCGCCGGCGAGACCCCGAGGGGAGAAUGCCGUCGUUUUCGCCCGCGCAGGAGGCGCUGCUACUGAUCCACGAGCGGAUUCUGGAGAGCGACGCGGGGUUUGGGGUGGCGGAGGAGGAGGAGGAGUAUGGUGGGAGGGGAGGCGGCGUGAGGGACCGUGUGGCGACGAGGCUGGUGGUGUCGAGAAUGCAUGUAGGGUGUUUGUUGGGGAAAGGAGGAAAGAUUAUUGAACAAAUGAGGAUGGAAACCAAGACGCAGAUUAGAAUACUCCCUAGAGAUCACAACCUUCCCCGUUGUGUUUCCAUGUCUGAAGAGAUUGUUCAGGUUGUAGGUGAUUUAAAUGCUGUAAAGAAUGCUCUUGUUAUCAUAUCAUCACGGUUGAGGGAGAGCCAGCACCGUGACCGAAGUCAUUUCCAUGGACGUGUACAUUCACCAGAGCGUUUUUUCUCUCCCGAUGAUGAUUAUAUUCCUCACGUGACUAGUGGAUCUCGUAGAUCAUCUGUGGAUGGGGCCACUUUUGGAUCACGAGGUUCCAACACAAAUAGCAGAAACAAUAGUCACUCCUCAAUGAAUUAUGCACUGGAGCCUGGGGCUGCUCCUGUUGCCGAUGAUGCACAGGGCUUCUAUGGGGAGGAACUUGUUUUCCGUGUACUCUGUCCAGUUGAGAGAGUUGAUCGUAUAAUUGGGGAAUCAGGUGGAAUUGUAGAGUUCCUUCAGAAUGAGGUUGGUGUAGAUGUUAAGGUCACUGAUCCUAUCGGUGGUUCUGAUGAACAGAUAAUUAUCAUUACUUCUGAGGAGGGUCCUGAUGAUGAGCUGUUCCCAGCUCAAGAAGCUUUGCUACAUAUACAAUCUUGCAUUGUCGACCUUAUUCUAGAUAAAGACAAUACUAUAACCACCAGGCUUGUUGUCCCAUCUAGCGAUAUUGAAUGCUUAGAUGGAAAAGAUGCUUCUCUUUCAGAAAUAAGGAGAUUGACAGGUGCUAAUGUUCAAAUUUUGCCAAGAGAUGAGCUACCUCUCUGUGUUGCAAAAACCGAUGAACUUGUACAGAUUGUUGGAGAGAUUAAAGCAGCCCGAGAUGCUGUUGUGGAGGUGACAUCAAGAUUAAGAAGUUACUUGUACAGGGAUUUCUUUCAAAGGGACACAGUAUCACUACCAGCUCCCUUACCUGGUUUGGAGGCAUCGUCCAAUAAUUUAGUUCCAGUUACUGAAACUCCCACAACCUAUCAAAACUUGCAAACUGUUGCAGGAGCCCUUCCAUCAAAGGAAACUGCAGGAUCUAGCACUGAGGCAGGAAAGCAGAAAGAAAGUGAUCGCCGCGAUGAGGUGCUUAGUGGUUUAAAUAGGAUUGCUGUACCUCUCGUCACAAGGAGUACACUUGAUGUUGUUAUACCAGAGAUUGCAGUACCAAAGCUUAUGGCAAAAUCCAAAAGCAUGCUUGCCCAGAUAAGUGAGUUGUCAGGAGCCAAUGUAACCCUUGUAGAGGAUAGACCAGACGUGACAGGGAAGACUAUUCAGAUAUCUGGAACUCCAGAUCAGGCAGAGAGAGCCCAGAGCUUGCUCCAAGGAUUUAUUUUGAGCACACAAGAAGAUGGCCCUUAA